CCGCCCCUGAGUGCGUGCACUGGGCCUAGCUGCGGCUCCCGGCCGAGCUGAUGAGCUAUACUCCCCGGCCCCCCGCCAACGGCCUCUUCCUCAUGAACGAGAGAGCCACCCCUCUCCCCCGAAUCUCUUUCUGUCCCUAGCUCCCGAGCGGGACCGAGCAGAGGCUCCUGGAGCCCCAGCUCCUACCCAGGGCUCUUGGGAUGCUCGACCUUCCCUCGGAAAGGGCGCGAGGUGGGGCGGGGGUUACCUCGAAAGGGAAGGACGGCAGCUGCAAAUCCGUAGCUGGAGGCCACCUCGGUGAAAUCAGCGCCUUUCAGAUGUCUGCGCCCAACUUCUAGAUCAAGGAGGCAGAAUCCACGCCCUGCGCGGGUUGGCCCAGGUUAACGGUUCACGGAUGGCUCAGUUGGGAGCAGUUGUGGCUGUGGCUGCCAGUUUCUUUUGUGCAUCUCUCUUCUCAGCUGUGCACAAGAUAGAAGAGGGACAUAUUGGGGUCUAUUACAGGGGCGGCGCCCUGCUGACUUCCACCAGCGGCCCUGGUUUCCACCUCAUGCUCCCUUUCAUCACCUCGUACAAGUCUGUGCAGACCACGCUGCAGACGGACGAGGUGAAGAAUGUGCCGUGCGGGACGAGUGGCGGUGUGAUGAUCUACUUUGACAGAAUCGAAGUGGUGAACUUCCUGAUCCCGAAUGCAGUGUAUGACAUAGUGAAGAACUACACUGCUGACUACGACAAGGCCCUCAUUUUCAACAAGAUCCACCACGAGCUGAACCAGUUCUGCAGUGUACACACGCUUCAAGAGGUCUACAUUGAGCUCUUUGAUCAGAUUGAUGAAAAUCUCAAACUGGCUUUGCAACAGGACCUGACCUCCAUGGCCCCUGGGCUCGUCAUCCAGGCUGUGCGGGUGACAAAGCCCAAUAUACCGGAGGCGAUCCGCAGAAACUACGAGUUGAUGGAAAGCGAGAAGACAAAGCUUCUCAUUGCAGCCCAGAAGCAGAAGGUGGUGGAAAAAGAAGCCGAGACAGAGCGGAAGAAGGCCCUCAUUGAGGCAGAAAAAGUGGCUCAGGUUGCAGAAAUCACCUAUGGACAGAAGGUGAUGGAGAAGGAGACCGAGAAGAAGAUUUCAGAAAUUGAAGAUGCUGCGUUCCUGGCCCGGGAGAAGGCAAAGGCCGAUGCUGAGUGCUACACCGCCAUGAAAAUUGCUGAAGCAAACAAGCUGAAGCUGACCCCUGAGUAUCUACAGCUGAUGAAGUACAAGGCCAUUGCUUCCAACAGCAAGAUUUACUUUGGCAAAGACAUCCCUAACAUGUUCGUGGACUCUGCAGGCAGUCUGGGCAAGCAGUUUGAGGGACUAGCUGACAAGCUGAGUUUUGGCUUAGAAGACGAACCCUUGGAGGCAGACACCGAGGAGAACUGAAACAGAAUUUUUAUACAACCUCAGGUGAACUCAGAGAAAGAGAUCUUUAUUUUUUAAUGAUGAGCCAGGAGGCUCCUCCCUCUCACACUAAGCUUCUUUGUCUUCCACGUAUUGUGGUGGAAAAGAAGAAAUGGACUUUAAUCUAUUCCACUGGGAAGGGAGGGCAGGGAUUGAUGAUUUUGGGGUUUUAUUCAGGGACAUAGGAUAUAUAACUUCUGUUAAGAUUUGUAGACCAUUGGUUUGACCUUUGACCUCCAGGCAUUCAUUUUAGUCCUUUAAAGCUGGCUUAAUUAAGGAUGCUAUCAUUAAGGAGUGGGAGAAAGAGAGGGUGUUGCCUGUCGAUGGUUUCAUUUCCCUUAUUUGGGAAAACAAACGCUCUCCAGACCUCUCACCCCUGCCUUCGAGGUGGGAGAUGCCUGUGGGUGAGGCUCACAACUGAGCAAACACGUUCUUGUCGGUUUGCCGGGAGAGCCAUGCGGGCGCGGCUGCAGCACGUGUGGCCCUCCUGGCGUUUCCGGCUGUGCGGGCGUGAGUUAUCCCAGAGGCGCCCUUCGUGAGCCCUCGUGAGGGAGAACGGUGCUAGAUUUCGCCAGCUUUUCUAUGCCUGCUGCCCUCGAUGCCCUGGAGCCGAAAGUGGUGGCUUCUGUCUGCAUUGUCAGAGCCAGGGCUUGGCCAUCGCCACACCAUUCUUUUCCAAACUCUUCCCCGUUCGUUCUGCAGUUUGGGGUUACUGAGCCCCUCUCAGUCUGCUCGUUGGUUCCAGUCAGCAUCAAGAAGGCAGGAACAAACAACUCAAGUGUCUUAAUAGCUGCUAAAGUAGGAUUGUUAUGUCUGUUAGUGGCUGAGGUGCCUGCCUGGCAAACUAUACGUUCCUUGAGGUCAAGUGUCUUUUUAUUGUUCUGGAGAUUCUACAGUGAAGAUUCUCUGGAAGAGAAGGGCGGGUCAUCCAAAAGCAUUCCUAAUCUUAAGGUGUAUGGCUUGUGCUGGGAGUUCGCCUGGUGCAGUAAGAGGUCUGUUUUCAAACCCAGGGCUCCAGGCAGCCACACAGGCAUCAGACUGAACAUUCAGUCUCCAGAGACAGCUGUGUGGGUGCAAGGCCGAGUUCAUGCCCAAGUCCCUGGGUUGAAGCAGCUGCAUCAAAAUCCGUUCUGGUGUUUUCUUUCUCAUUCAUAAUUAGGAAAAGUUUGGGUCACUCUGGGAGAUUUGGGAAGGGGGAGAGCAAACAUGAGAGAAAGGUUUUCUUAUAUCCUAGAACUGGAGUUGAGGCUGGGACAGCCUGUGUAGUCCCUGGGUUGUGUACCAGGUUGUUAAGCGGAAGACGGCUCUCUGGAGUUAACGUGCCAGCAUGUUGGUAAUCUCCAUGACAAGCUCUGUCUUAGGAUUUGGCCUUGUCAUUAGCUUCUCUCCCUCCCCACAAAAACCCCACCCUGCACCCCCUGGCUCGGUGAAACUGUGAAUGCUACUUUGCGGCACAGAUCCCCGCCUCUUUUUUAGUCCAGUGACCAGACUUCCACUUUGUCAAAUGGCCCCAGAACUCGGGCCAGCUUUCUCCAAAGUAGCAAGUUUGGGAAGCUUUCUUCCUGCCCAGGAAGAAACAAAACGUUAACUCUUCUUAAUUCCAAUGUCACCCUUCUCUUCUAACUUUUGGGUCUAGAAUUCUCAAACCACUGGUCCUGAUCACAUUUUCUGCAGGCAGCCCAAUGUUCCUGGGAGUGACGGACUUGAAUGCCUUCUGAAGUCCUCACGGAAGGCAGUCGCUCUCCCCAGGCCAACAUAGGGAAUCCACUAUUAACACGUUCUCACCCUCCGUCCACUCCAGUGCCACUAGUCACCUGUUAGGAACAACAUGCCAGGUCCACCAUCCCCAAUUUACACAUGUGUCUGCUCCCUCUACUCUGAGACUCGCUACCUAGACCUCAGAAAACACUACUUCACUACAACUGAAUAAGUAGCAAGGAUGUCUCAGUCCCUUGGAAUAGCACGUUCGUUCAGGUUCUCAUGUUGAAAGUCUCUUAACACUAACAUCCUGUGAUAGCUUGUCUCUUGUGUCAGAUACUCUGUGAGCACAGGAGAGCCUCAGUACAGUCCUGCAGCCUCUGCCCCUCUCGGUGUUAAUGUGGGUUCCUCUUUAAACAAAAAAUGUAAAUGUAGCACCCACUAGUUUAAAUCCAGCAGUUGUCUGUACCUGCCUGAGUGGUGAGAUCAUGGAAGUCAGCUGUUUCCUUAGCACGGGACAACUAACCGGUCUACCUGUAUGCCUUUCUUCAGCACACACUAGAAAAUUGGAGCUUAACAUUUGAAUCCUAAACGUGAAAUGUGACAGCCUGCAAUUUUGUAGGCAGUAAGUCAUGGCUGCUAUUUAUAAGUGGAACUUCUAUCAAAAUAAGUAACUGUUUAUAUAAUUCAGUUUUUGUAGAAUUUUCCAAGGAGAAGCCACCUUGGUUGAAUGUUUCUCACUCAUUAAACUUUGCAGAAGUGAUUCAUAUUUGGUAUUGUUUUUAAUCACUUUUUUAUAUAAAGACAAUGUUUGCAAGGAAA
Phyllostomus hastatus (greater spear-nosed bat) is the source of this 3952-nucleotide messenger RNA. It is a transcript of the gene ERLIN2, whose product is annotated as ER lipid raft associated 2. The transcript has 12 exons. Gene Ontology annotation, cellular component: endoplasmic reticulum; endoplasmic reticulum membrane. Gene Ontology annotation, biological process: SREBP signaling pathway. Bases 395 to 1414 code for a protein of 339 amino acids. NCBI's taxonomy places the organism in Eukaryota, Metazoa, Chordata, Mammalia, Chiroptera, Phyllostomidae. The record is from RefSeq and is a predicted model, not a curated record. Gene Ontology annotation, molecular function: cholesterol binding; ubiquitin protein ligase binding.